AUGAAUCCAACGAGUUCAUUUCCGAUGUUAUCAGUCGAAGAACUAGGAUUAAACAAGAAGUGCAAAGAAGGAAGAGCUGACAGUGAUUGUUAUCAGCAGAAUGAUCAAUAUUUCACGCGAUUUAUUCUAUCAUAUGGUGAACUUCACGAGAAACAGCUUCACUUACUUCGACAUCCAAAGACGGGCAGUGCAACACUGUAUGCAAUUGGAAAUGAAAGAGUAGAAGAAUUGUUGAAGUUUGAUGACGGUUUCAGGUCAGUUCUGCUUGGUAAUAAUGUGGUUAGUAAUGGCUCAUUAAUUUUAUUGGUACCAGUGAGUCCCGUACUGCUAUUGCUACCUUAUUUGCGAAAAUUUGCGAAGGAUAAUUAUGUUUCACUAAAGGAAAUUUUAGUGGAUGAUUAUUUUCCAUCAAUAAAAUUGCUUGAGAAUGUUAAAGCUGUAAAGUCAUCGUUGAAGCAUGCUUGUCAUUGUAAAGAACCAGAUUCCGACUGUGCUGUUCGAGGUAUUUUGGAGAACCUCCCGGCUGAUAUACUGAGGUUGGUAGAAAUCGAUUUUGUUCACGGAGGAAAUGAAGAUGCGCCAUCGAAUAAACGCCGAAAAAAACAGCAUUGGAGGGAAGGGGGAGAAAAUAACUGGAAAUGA
Messenger RNA from Brugia pahangi, 642 nucleotides. The record is from the annotation of a GenBank genome assembly. NCBI's taxonomy places the organism in Eukaryota, Metazoa, Nematoda, Chromadorea, Rhabditida, Onchocercidae.